CCGUGUCCGAAAUAACACGGCUUCCUCUCACUCACGGGCCUCUUCUGUUGCUAGCUCCUGUUUUCAUUUCUUUUUAUCUUCUCUACAUCUCUUUAUUAGGAAAUUCCGAUUGCAAUAGUGAACUGAAACCAACAAAUUAUCCUUGUUGAUGAGAUUUUGAAGACUACCCUAGCCAUGGAGAGCAGCAAUGCUGGAACAGAAGUUGCAAACGUUGGUACUGACAAACCAACCCAACCAGUAGUUUCACCAGUGCCAGACUUAGUCACCAAUGUACCUGCUUCCACUGCCAGUACAGCUACACCAACGAACGUUCCCCCAGCCACUGCAGCCAACACGACCCCAUCUGGUUCCGCCAGCGCUGAAGCGACCUCGGCUCCACUGAAACCCCAACCUCCCACGACCAAACCCACUCCUGCGGUCGCUGUCAAGGCUCAGUCGGGAGCGACACCGACGACUAAUAGAGCCACAUCACUGCCCUCUGCCGCCAGCGAGGCCUCUGUCAAGAACCGGACGUCUCGUGAGGACAAGAUACGCAAGAAGGAUGACAAAAGUGUUGAUCACGUACUGAGAGCCCUCAACAGCCUCAAUACCUCUGAGGAGAAACUUGCGGCAAUGUGCAAGAAGUAUGCGGAUAUCUUUGAUGAACACCGGAAGCUACAAUUACUGCAGAAGCAGUCGGAGAAGCGCUGUAGCAUGCUGCAACGUGAGAAAGAACAACUACAGGCGGAGCAGAGCAAAGCUAUCCUGACCCGCAGUCGUCUAGAAAAUCUGUGUCGCGAGCUGCAACGCCAGAACAAGGCCAUCAAGGAUGAGAGUUUGCUGAAGAUACGAGAGGAAGAAGAAAAGCGCAAAGAGGUGUCGGCCAAGUUCCAGACAACAAUGAAUGAGAUAACAACAUUGAUGCAGCAGAACAACGACAAGAACAUGAAACUCCGAGAUGAUAACAUUGACAUGACCACCAAACUGAAAAAUAUCUGUGAACAGUACGAAAUAAGGCAGCAGCAAGUGGAGCGGAUCAGCAAGCAGAUGCAGCUGGAGCAGCAACUGGCCGAUGCCAAACUGUCCAAACUCAAGAUGGAGAUGGCAGCGGAACGAGAAGUGUUGUUGCGAGAGAAACAGCAGCUCUUGUUGGAGUUGCAGCAGUACCAACAGCGAUGUACGGAGUUCCAGGCCACGGAGGUGAACCUGCGCAACCAGAUCUCAAUGUACAACGACAAGUACGACGAGUUCCAGAAGGCGUUGGCCAGGAGCAACGAUGUCUUUGGAGGCUUCAAGGGCGAGAUGGAGAAGAUGUCCAAGAAGAUCUGCAAGCUCGAGAAGGAGACGUCGUCGUGGAAGCAGCGAUGGGAGAGGAGUCACAACGCUCUACUGGAGAUGGCAGCCGACAAGCAGAAAUCCGAGCAGGAGUUGGCAGUCGUGUCGCGACAGUUGGCCACCCUGCAGGGUCUCUGUCGUACCUUGCAGACCGAGCGGUCCAACCUGCUGGCCAAGCUCAAGAUCUUCCAAGCCGGAGGCCAUGUUCCUUCAGAGAAGUCUCCAGCCACUCCAGUUGAAAAGUGUACAAAGCAAUGUGACCAAGUGUUAAACCACUUGGAUCAGUCCUUAAACCACAUCAGCGAGAACAAUCCGGUCUUGGACAGCUACACCAAGGACAUCUUGGCUUCCUUUAAGGAGAGUGUGGCUGCAGAAGACACCUCAGCCACCCCGACCACCGACGGUGCUGUUCCCUCCGAGACUGUACCGGUACCGGUACCUGCCAGUCCUCUGCCGGACCUGGUCGGCACCACCUCGCCCUGUGUGUUGAACCAGAUACCGGAUGUGAACAGUGCUCUGUGUGAACGGCUGGAAGACAUUUCCUUGCAUCCCAGUGCUUCAGUGUUGCUCGAGAAUACCGUCAAUAAAAACCCUCAAGAAACUCAGUUAGGUGCGGUUGAAAAUGAAAAUCCGAGUGUGGAUAAAAGUCCCGAGGACCCGACCAAAACAGAGUGUACCUUGCCGGUAGUUGUCGAGGGUAACACGACAGGUGACAGUAAUAUCGAGUCCACCGUGCCAGUGAUACAAGAGAUUUCGAGUUCCAAGGUAAAUGAAGCUGAAACACUCCCGCAAGUGAUUCCUGUGACGAACGGCGAAGCUCUCACAAACGGUUCAAUGCCAACAGAGCCAAACUCUCAACAGCAAACUGUCCAGGAUAAACCUUCAACAAAUCUCCCAAAAUCUCCAACUGCCAAGGGUAGUCCAGCAAAGUCCACUGACAGUGGGAAGAAAAAGGAAUCAGCCAAGAAGAAGAAGAAGUAAACGUGUGUGUGGUCAGAAGAUUGUUGGUAGUGUUGGAACAGUCGGCAGCGGCAGCACACACACACACACCGUAGAGUCCCUCUAGGUCGGCCCACCGCAGAGUUUUGUGAACCAUGUUUCGCUGACCUAACUUAUACAGAACACACUAUAGGAUUUCCAGCUUUAAAUUGAAACCAGUUUAACUGUCACUCGAUUUUUGUAUAACUUAGUUGUUUAUUGUAUCCACCCAGUUGUGAAACUUAACUCAAUAAAUAAUUGUUCAAGUUUUAGAAUUCUGAGAUCUGAUUGUUGAAGAAGACAAAAACAAUAUAGUAUGAAAUGAUUUCAUGAAUAUUCAGGGAAUAAAAAAUGGCUCAAGUAUUAUAAAUUCUUAACUAGAUAGCCUUUUCAGGGUUUGUGAAUAAUUUAGAGAAUAUCCGUAGAGUUCUAGCUUACAAGUGAUUUUAUAUUUAUAAGAUUAUAUUCUGUACUGUAUUGUUGACUUCUUUAGAAUCAGAAAUUAAGGUAUUAUAUUGACUGAUUUAAUAAAUAAUAUUACAAUGA
Messenger RNA from Homalodisca vitripennis (glassy-winged sharpshooter), 2838 nucleotides. RefSeq names its product alpha-taxilin. The record is from RefSeq and is a predicted model, not a curated record. NCBI's taxonomy places the organism in Eukaryota, Metazoa, Arthropoda, Insecta, Hemiptera, Cicadellidae. The coding region runs from base 175 to 2295 and encodes 706 amino acids. The transcript is spliced from 10 exons. Gene Ontology annotation, molecular function: syntaxin binding.